Cyprinus carpio (common carp) is the source of this 2631-nucleotide messenger RNA. RefSeq names its product thioredoxin interacting protein a (gene txnipa). NCBI's taxonomy places the organism in Eukaryota, Metazoa, Chordata, Actinopteri, Cypriniformes, Cyprinidae. Gene Ontology annotation, cellular component: cytoplasm. Gene Ontology annotation, biological process: protein transport. Gene Ontology annotation, molecular function: ubiquitin protein ligase binding. The record is from RefSeq and is a predicted model, not a curated record.
GCCUAGCCCAGCGAGCACAAAGCUUCUAAACUGACCAUGCGAGAGACGAGUGUGUGAUUUGUGAAUCUGCAUAUAAAGCACUGGUUUUGCUGCAUUUAAUAGCAGGUCAAGCUUUUUGGACGCACUUUUGAAGGACUAACGUUACUUAAUAUCUGGUUGAUUUAGCGACUUUUAGACGCGUAUCUUCAUUUCGUUGCGACUUGGAAGUUUAUAAGACAACACGAUGGUGGCGAUGACAAAACGAGUCAAGGUCUUCGAGAUCGUCUUCAACGAUCCGUCCAAGACCUUUUACUGCAGUGGAGAUAAAGUGGCCGGGAAGAUCUUGGUGGAGGUGCUGGAGGUGACCAGAGUCAUGUCUAUGAAGGUCCUGGGAGUCGGAUGCGCUAAAGUGGAGUACGCCAAAGGCAAACAGAAAUGCCGUGAAGAGAUUGACUAUCUGAAGUAUGAAGACCUUGUGCACCUGGAUGACCAUCCAGCAGAUACAGAUGGUUCGGUCAUCCUCCGUCCUGGCAACAAGUAUGAAUAUUCCUUUGGCUUUGAGCUUCCUCAACAAGGACAGCUGGUGUCUUCCUACAAGGGCAAGUUUGGGUUCGUUCAAUACUUCGUGAAGGCUAUGAUGGAAAGCCCCGCUCAGCCCACCCUGGAGUGCAGGAAGCACUUUGAGGUUGAGGAGCCCUUGGAUGUCAAUACUCCAGACUUGCUGUCGCCUACCGGAGGCAUGAAGGAGAAGAAAGUCACCUGCAUGUUCAUCCCAGACGGCCAGGUCUCUCUGAAUGCCAAAAUCGACAGGCGUGGCUUCUGCGAGGGUGAAGAGAUCUGCAUCGAUGCUAAAUUUGAGAACACCUGCUCUCGCAUCGUGGUACCCAAAGCGGCCAUCAUCGCCAAGCACACCUACCAGGCCAACGGCCGCACCAAGGUCUUCAGGCAAAAACUCUCCUCAGUACGAGGCAACCACAUCAUCUCCGGCAUGUGUGACGCCUGGCAGGGCAAGAGCAUCCGUGUGCCCAAGAUCAAGCCCUCCAUAUUGGGUUGCAACAUCAUCCGAGUGGAAUAUGCGCUGAUGAUUUACAUGCACAUCCCUGGCAGUGAUAAGUUGGUUCUGGAGCUGCCCUUGGUCAUUGGGACGGUUCCCUACAAUGGUUUUGGUAGCCGCACCAACAGCAUGAGCAGCCAGGAUGGUUCCGUCAGCAAUGCAUCGAAUAGCUGGGUGUCCCUGCGGAUGCCGUCGUCCGUGCCACCAAGCUACUGCGACCUUACACACAACUGCAGCCUGGACCAACCUCUGACACCUCUGUUGGAUGACUAUGAUGGCGGAGACAGCCCCAUCUUCAUGAACGCACCCCAAUUCCAGUUCCCUCCACUCCCUACUUAUUCUGAGGUGGAGGAGGAAUACAACGGCAACGCCCGCAUGCUUCCUGUCUGCUGAACCAAGCUGGCAGAGCACCAGAACUGAACUGUUGCCCAUCAUAAAUGGGCUUCUUUUCCACUCUAAGCACAUCAGGGUUUCCCCAUGCGGAUCAGAGCUGGUUUGAGAAGUGUCGUAUGGAUGUGUGAAAGUGACGAUGAAGCGGAGGAUUUUGGGGCCCGAGUGGCCCCUCUGCAGGAUGAGCUAGUCGAAGUUCAGAGGAAGAAGAAGUGAAGUCUGAGCUCUCUUGUGCCUGCAUUGCUGACAGCCAUCUUAUAUCAUGCAUCAGUCAAGUUAAACAUGUUUCUGUCAUAUUAUUGAUGCUGUUUCGGGGCCUGAAAGAGGGUGCUCGGGCUGUUUGGCGUGCUGUAUUUCAUUGUAUUCGAGCUGCUCUUUCUUGAGAUUACUGCUGAUUAACUUUCCCAAAUGGUGGUCAUGUACUUUCCAGUAAUCCCUAGUAUAAUAUUCAUUAGCAUUUAGCUCAUCAUUUUCAUUAUCAUUCUGUAAUGUUUUUUUUUUUCUUCUGUGGGGAUGGAAGAUUUCAUUUAUAGAAACAUUCAAUACAUUUGUUUGAUUUUAUGUUGGUUAAUGUGCUGCCCAGAGAUAUAUUAUUCUAAGUUACUGAAAUAUAAAGAAGAAAUGUAGUAUAUUGAGUUUUUCAACAUUGAAAAAUCAUGCAGUUUCAGUGUAUAUAAUGUACCAGUGUUUUGUUUUUCAUUUGAAUGCACUUUUUAUGGAGGCAAGUUGCUGUAGAACUACUUGCAGGGAGAUUUCCUGUUUUCAUUUUGUUUUUCUCUUGUCUUCCAAAAUUGUUCAUUGAGGGAUCAAGCAUUGCAUGCACUUAAGACCCUGUACUGUUAUGCGUUCAAAACCUCGUCCUAACAAAGGGCUCCACUGAUGAUGCUUCUUCCACUGUGGACUUGAACAUUAGGCCAAAAAAGAACUUAAUACUUCAAGUGCCAAAAUCGGGGUUUAUUUGGACCCCGUUCAUUUGCGAGACCAAAGCUGCACUGUGUGUGGACAUAUCCUGAAGACAUUUUGAUGAACAUUUCACUCGUGGAGCUCUUCCUGAACAUUGUGUGUGUUUUGUUUUGUUUCUUAUUGAAUGUAAAAUGACUGUUAUUAUAAACAGUGCAAAUUUGCAAUGUGCAAAGUAUCAUUUUUGUAUCUAAAUUAAAGUGUUUUUUUAAUGAGAAUUCAUUUUCAAUAAAAACUUAAUAUUAUCA